CUUCCAAUGAUAGGGAGGGCGGUCUUUUCUUCGGAAUAUAUCUCUUGGGAUUGGCAUUUGUCUCUGCUUGGGGGAAGAAAGAUUGUCGCUUGGUCUCAUAGUUUUGGUUUCAAAGGCCCAAGUUUUUCCGCUACCCACUAAAGGGUCAUCAUUCCUAUGCCUUUCUGAUACUCAACUGAAGUUGCCUGAGUCGGAGGAAGCAAAACAUGGCUACCUAUUUCCAAAGUCUAAGUAAUCAAAGAGAUGUCUUGCAGACUCCAUAUCCAGGGGACACGAAAUUUGCUUCAUAUUCUGAACCGCCUUUCCAUCCUGGCAACAUAAUGAUGUAUCUGAACCAAGCUUCUUCUGCAUCCUACUCAGAUAUCUUGUCUGGUGGUUCUCUAUCCCCUCUCAACCGUGAUGAAUCUGUGGGUGGCAGAAAUGAGAUGACGCUCGUUCCACCUUCAGGUGACAGAGCAAGUAUGCAACCUAUUGACGGACAGUUAAAUUCUCUACCAGGUGAUCCCCUCAUAGAGUCUGCUACUGGGGAUUCCCAGAUGAUUCCAAGGACACAGCUGGGAGUUUCAGCUGGUGAACAAAAUAUUCAGUGUCAGGGAUUAUUAUCUCUUAGCCUUGGUACACAAAUGCCAUCUGCAAUACCUGUAGCUUCAUUUGGUAACCAGUAUCCAAACCCAGGUGGGUCUUCUUUCUCGACUACCAGUCUCCAAAACUUGAUGAAGGGGACAAUAUCUAGUAAAGCUGAUGAAAAUCACCAGUAUGGUGAGUUGAGAACUGCAGAAUGUUUGCUAUCUGAUUUUUCUGGAGCCAACCAGAAUAAUACCAGAACAGAGACAUUGUGCAAUCCUCAUUCCUCUAUGAGCCACAAAGAGAUGCUCUCUGAUCAAUAUCUAUAUGAACCAUCAGGUUUUGCUAACACAAUGUUAAACUCAAAGUAUCUCAAGCCAGCACAACAAUUGCUUGAUGAAGUGGUCAAUGUCAAGAAGGCUUUAAAGCAACAUGGAUUGAACAGACAUCAAAGCAUCCUGGGUAUUGGUUUGGAUGGCUCUAAAGAGAAAGAUGGGAGAUCAAGUUCUUGGUCUGCAAAGAUAUCUUCAGACCCUGGCGAGUCAACUCCCAACUCCUUUUGUGAGCUAUCACCUGCAGAACAACAGGAUUUGCAGAAUAGGAAGACAAAACUUUUAUCCAUGCUGGAUGAGGUUGAUCGAAGAUACAAACAAUAUUACAAUCAGGUGCAAUUUUUAGUGUCGUCUGUCGACAUGGUAGCGGGGUGUGGGGCAGCUGAACCAUACACAGCUCUUGCACUCCAGACAAUUUCUCGACACUUCCGCUGUUUGCGUGAUGCAAUCAUGGGUCAGAUUCAAGCUACCCAGAGAAGCCUUGGGGAGCAAGAUACUUCCUUGUGUGGUCAAGGAGGGAUACCUCGUCUCCGCUAUGUAGAUCAGCAUCUGAGGCAACAAAGGGCUCUUCAGCAGUUUGGUGUGAUGCGACAUGCUUGGAGGCCUCAAAGGGGGCUUCCUGAGAGCUCCGUUUCAAUUCUCCGUGCUUGGCUCUUUGAGCACUUCCUUCAUCCUUACCCCAAGGACUCUGAAAAAAUUAUGCUCGCAAAGGAAACGGGCUUGACCCGAAAUCAAGUUGCAAACUGGUUUAUUAAUGCACGGGUCCGUCUUUGGAAGCCCAUGGUUGAGGAGAUGUACAAAGAAGAGUUUGGCGAAUCAGAGUUGAACUCGCAAUCUUCACCAGAAAAUGCCUCGAAAGCACCAAGGGAUAAUAAUUCCGGGGCUUUUGAGGAUAGGGGGGAAGAGUUGCAAGACAUCAGUGUGAUAUCCACAACUGCUGAUGGUGUUCACCAUGGACAAGCCCAUGAAUCAAAGUUUGUUAACGUAGAAAUAAAUGGGAAAACCACUGGAAUAGGAUUUGGCAGUAGUGUUGUGGAUGACCAUAGCCUUUAUAAUUCAGAUGAGAUUAAUAUCCCACACCACCAAGGUAGUGAUGGGAGUCUUGUGGCUGCUGCUACCACCUAUGAUAUGUCGGAGUUGGGUACUUUUGUAGAUGGCAGCCAGGUUUCACUUGCACUAGAAUUGCGGCAUUGUGAAAAUGAUGGGAGUUCCCAUGUCCGGUGUCACCAAUUUAAGAGGUAUUAAUAAAACAAUAACAACUUCUGCAGAGCCUGAUUCAGUAGAUUUUCAGUGCCAGGAUUCGGGAAAGCAACAUCACAAGUUUGACAAUUCCCAUAUGUUACAUGAUUUUGUAGUCUAAGCAAGCGCUUGCUUCGGCACUGUUCAUCCUACUUGCUUAUUAAUGUCUGAAGAUACAGAAACCACUAGAAUUUCAAAUAUACAUGUAGAUAUGGGUAUGAUAUACGAUACUCACUUACAAUAUAACAAAAAGACUUGGGAGUUGUAGGCAUAUUUUGUAAAGAUAAGAUCAUGCGUAUAUAUUUCUGUCCAUUUGGUACUUGAAUAAGGAAUCUUGUAAAAGC
Molecule: messenger RNA, 2479 nt
Organism: Juglans regia (Persian walnut)
Lineage: Eukaryota; Viridiplantae; Streptophyta; Magnoliopsida; Fagales; Juglandaceae
Product: BEL1-like homeodomain protein 7
Exons: 5
Coding region: 207-2141 (644 amino acids)
Biological process (GO): regulation of transcription by RNA polymerase II
Molecular function (GO): DNA-binding transcription factor activity, RNA polymerase II-specific; RNA polymerase II cis-regulatory region sequence-specific DNA binding
Source: RefSeq, a predicted model, not a curated record